GUGUUAAUCUCACAUAAGUAUACAAUACACAACAAUGUGUGAGUACUCUAAUAUCUGUUGGCGUAUUUCAAGAGCCCAUAAACGUUAUUGAAUGGUGUUUUGUAUGUGCAUUACAGCGUUCUCAUAUUCUGCUGACAUAAAAAUGUCAUAAAAAACUAAUGUUGUGGUAUUAAAGUAAAGCAUAGACCAGUGAUUCCAAACCACUGAACGCUGGCACGUUAGUGUGACUUGAUCGAUCAUCAGAUCUACCAAAGAAAAUGAUCAAAGAGCUGUCGAACAAGAUAUUUAAGUGUGGUUUUCUUCAAUUCCUGUGAGUAUGUCAGCGCUGUGUUCAACUAAAUAGGACCAAGUUUCACACUGAGUAAAUUGAAUCUUGAAUUUUAUUAGGUAUAUUUUAAUUACAUUUGUGGUUGGUCAUGAACCAUGUGAUAUUUUUCUAAUGUAAAAUAUGUGCUGUGGCUCAAGAAAGGUUGGGAAACACUGGCAUAGACCAUAGUGGUAUAAACACAAAUUCUAGAAUUUCACAUAGAGUAUUUCAUUGGUAAAUAUGUAUGAUAAUAAGAGACAAAAGAGAAAGAAAAAAAACAAGCAAUGGCAUUAUGUCCUUAACUUUAAUCUUCUAUAUUCUGUUUUUUUAACGUAGAUCACACCAAAGUGGUAAAAUGAUUGGUAAAGUGGGAAAAGUAGUUGGUCUCUUUGUUUAGACAUCCCCGAUGCUCUGCUGCAUUAUUCCAGCUCUUUGUGUUUUAUAUUUCAUUAGCUGAGCUAGCUGCAUGUCGCGUCACCUUCAAUUAUCCUCCCUGUCACCAGACCCGUGGUGAGUGUCUGCUGGCUCUGGUGGUUAUAGGCUUCAGGGGACAGGUAAUCAGGUCAUAGUUAACCUGUCAUCCUGUCAGACUGCAGAGAGCAGCCCGAGCCUGGGACAAAGAACUUCCCACUUCUUGACGUCUUAGCAGAUAUCCUCGAUGUUACGGUGAAACCGCUCCAUGGAAACUUGACUUGGCUUCACUCAUUGGUCCAAAUGAUCACAGCAAACCAUGCCAAACUGUUACUGGAGUAGCAGAGCAGACAGCCGGACUGUGUGUUGACGAUCAUCUCUAAAACCCUGCCUGGACUCUGCCAGUUUUCCUUCUACAGCUUUUUUUUAUUGGAAGUGCUUUCACAAUGGGGAGGAAGAAGAUCCAGAUCACCCGGAUCGUAGACGAGAGGAACAGACAGGUGACCUUCAUGAAGAGGAAGUUUGGCCUGAUGAAGAAGGCCUAUGAGCUGAGCGUUCUGUGUGACUGUGAAAUCGCCUUAAUCAUCUUCAACAGCUCCAACAAACUGUUUCAGUACGCCAGCACCGACAUGGACAAAGUCCUGCUCAAAUACACGGAGUACAACGAGCCCCACGAGAGCAGGACCAACUCGGACAUUGUAGAGGCUCUGAACAAGAAGGAGCACAGAGGCUGCGAGAGCCCUGACGCUGACGCCUCCUACGUCCUCACCCCCAGCACCGAGGAGAAAUACAAGAAAAUCAAUGAGGAAUUUGACAACAUGAUGAAGAGCCAUAAGAUUUCGACAGGACUUCCUCAGCAGCACUUCAUGCAUUUAGCGCCGGGCAGCAUGUCGUACGGCCCAGGUGCAGGGGGAGGAGGAGGAGGAGGAGGUGUAUCUUCUCAGGCUCUCGCUGCAGCCACAGCUGCUCUGGCUGACAGUGGUCUCCUCUCUGCACAUCACUCCCACCUUCACAGAAACCCCCCACAAAGACCACCAAGCAGCGGAAAUGCAGGUGGCGUGCAUGGAGGUUCGGACAUGGUUCUGCAAAAUGGAUCUGGACCACUUGUGAACGGUUUUGUUGGAUCACCUGGUGGAAGCACUUUGGGGAAAAUCGUACGUUCCAAAUCUCCUCCUCCUCCUCCGCCUCCGGGGAACAACCUCGGCCCUGCCAGCCGUAAGAGUGAUCUCAGAGUGGUCAUACCCCAGUCCAAAGGAAUGAUGCAAACACUGNNCAACCAGAGGCUGAGCAGCAGUCAGUCUAACCAGCACCAGCCUCUGUCCACCCCGGUGGUCUCCAUCAACACACCCAGUCUGCCUCACCAGAGUCUGGUCUACUCCACCAUCAACUCCACCUACAACAAUGAUUACUCCCUGAGCAGUGCAGAGCUGUCAGGCUUCAGCUCUCCUGGAGGCCCCUCUCUGAGCUCCAUGGCAGCGUGGCAGCAGCACCAGCUGGGCUCACUGGGACCGGGGGGAGCCAACCACAACGUCAAUGUUAAAGCCGAGCCAAUCUCCCCACCUCGUGACCACCUCGGUCAGUCCGUGUACAUGGGCCACGCCCACACCACCGCUGCUCAUCCUCACUCCACCGGUUCUUCAUCAGCUCGAGCGGAGACGGGCAGGUCCCCCGCAGACAGUGUAAGCUCCUCGUGCAGCUCUCAUGAUGUCGGCAGUGACCGGGAGGAGCAUCAGCAGCGGCCGGACUUCCACUCGCACCACAUGAGCCGGUCAGAGGGCGGUCAAAGUCCUACGGUCAAACGAAUGCGAAUGGACAGCUGGGUGACAUAGAGCACUGACCCCCGGAGGCCGAACGACAUCAGGGCAAAAACAGGAAGGACACUGUUAUGCAAAUGAAAUUAUUUUAUUGUUCUGUUGUUUGUUUGUUUUUUUUUCUUAAGUUAUCUUAUUUUUUCUGUCGUUUUGUAAAAGAAGGAUGAAGCUACAUUGGUCAGGAAAUUGUGAAGAAAACAUCCCUCGAUGUUCAAAAAUCAAUGUUUCGGUACAACAUCUCUUCAUAUACACACUCAACAAACACACCUACAUUCACUCCUGUUUUUCUUACUGUUUUAGGGACAUGUUCAGAUUUUAUUUUUGUUGUGUUGUUUUAUGAAGUACCGAUGAAAAGUAAUUCUUUCGGGCACAGGAACCAGCUUAAAACUUCCAACGUUCCAUCUCAGUGAGAAGUUAUCAGAUUUUUAAUGGAUUCUACCACAACUGUUAACACACGACUGGUUCGGUGAAUAACCCCACUUAAAAAGACAUGAACGAUCACUGUGUUGCUGUAAUGGGUGACAGUUAAAUGUAACAUUUCAGCCAACAGUGUUUUCACACCGAAGGUGACCAAUCAGCUCCACCCAACUCUUAGAUUUCCACUGUAUCGCUAACUGUUUGGUUUUCUUGCAAAUUUUCUGCACUGUGCACAAGAAAUCCUUUUUUUUUUGUAAUUUACAUCAUUUCUGAAGGAGGUGAGGAAAGCACAAGAGCAACAAGGCACCACUGAAGUGCACAUCACAGCUGAAGAGUGGCUGCUAACAGGAAGAAGCACAGAAGAAAAUAUCCACAGAUCGAUUGCACUAAAAUUUGGGUUAUUUUAAUUAAAAAAAAAAGAAAAUUACACCUGACUGUUGACCAUCAGUGUGAAUGUUUAACACACAUCAGACUUAGUUUUCCAAAAAAAUAAAAUAAAAAGUGUAACUUCCAUUUUAGAUUAUUACAAUACGUCUGCUGCAGCUUUACAUCAAAGUGUAACAUGUUUCUGUGUGCACAGAAAAAUAAUAUUUCACAAAUUUGUUUUUUUAAACCAAGGGCCACACAGUAGUAAAGUGAUAGGCACACUUGCCUUACACCAAAAAGAUCACCAGUCUGAUCCUCGCUGGAAACCUCCAACUGUCCAAAAUCUCUGCUGUGUAUGUGGCCCAGUAAUGGACUGGUGAACUGUCCAGGGCGGGACCCCACCCCCAACGUACCCCCGUGACCCUGGAAAUGAUAACGUGGUUUAACAUAUAAACAUAAAACUAAAUCGUACAUUUUUCCUUCAGUAAAUGAAAAAAAAGGAUCAAUAAUGUCCCUUUUAUCAUAUUUACGUUUUAUCUGUGCAGUUUUAUGCUUCACUGACUGUAGGUCCAAUUGCAGUACAAUCUUUCUGUUGUUGUUGUUGUUCAGAUGAAUGCAGUAGACCAUCAUGUGGGCCAGAAUAUGUUCACAAACUCAACACAUGGAUCCCAAAGUUUGUUUGUUUUACUAAAAAAAAGGUCAGAAUGUUGAGAGAAAAGAAAAAAGAAAAAAGGUUAUAGCAUUAUUUUAGUCCGAUCUGUCACUUUAUAAUUGUACAAAAAAAAAAUUGAUAAACUUCAUCUGAAAUACAAAAUGCUGACUUUUGAAUUAGGGUCAAAUCAAGGUCAAGUUCGUUAGUUCAAUCUUACUUUUCUUGUAAAAAGAAGAGAAUUCUGUUCAUUAAUCUUUUCAAAACGUUCUUUUAGAUUUUAACAAGCCAAAAUUUGAAAAAUAAAAAAUUAAAAUCCUUCUGUUUGAUCCUUCUGUGUCAGUGCAGCUGACACAAGACCUUCACGUUGUCUCUCAGUUCAUGAGGUGCUCAAUGAUUUUUUUUUUUUUUCCCCCCACCGGCUGUAACCUAAUACGAUUCUGAUCUUCUCAGGGUUUGAAAGCAAUACUCCCUCUGCACCAUCAUUUGAAUCCUUCUUUUCUACCUUUGUUUUUUUAAAAUUGUUUUUACAAAAACAUAUUUAUGUUAGCCAUAGCAGUAUGCUGUUUCACGUCGUUUGUGAGUGUGUUUUUAAAUUGUGCACAAAAUGAGACAAAAUUUCAUUAGGACUUUAAACUGAAAGCCAUGGACAGUUGUUUGUUCUUUAUCACAUCUGUUUUUAUUGUUCUGUAAAUAGCAUCUUUAAUAUAUAUAUACAUAUAUAUAUAUGUAUCACUUUUUUGGCGUACUAUACAUGCAUAACCUGUUUUUUGUAUUUGCCUGGUUGACAGAAACACACCUCCACCCCAGUUUUGCAAAAGCUAUAUUUUUGUGGAGGAUUGCCACGUUCACAUGACAUUGUCCUUUACCUGCUUCUUUUGGGAUGAUUCUGUUUUUAUGUGAACUAAGCCAUGAAAAAAACACUCUCCUUGAAGGAAAUUUUUCAGUGAUAUUCAAUGAAAGCCAAACGCUGUUUAGAAAUGUAUUGAAUGAAUUCCAAACGUUCAACAGAGGCGAAACAGACUGAUAUUGUUUAAUUUAUUUCAGAAGAAAAAAAAAUGCUGUACGUGUCAAGUUAACUAGACAAAUAAAGACCCAACGACUUUACUGAUGCA
Messenger RNA from Cynoglossus semilaevis (tongue sole), 5076 nucleotides. RefSeq names its product myocyte-specific enhancer factor 2A-like. Gene Ontology annotation, biological process: positive regulation of transcription by RNA polymerase II; cell differentiation. NCBI's taxonomy places the organism in Eukaryota, Metazoa, Chordata, Actinopteri, Pleuronectiformes, Cynoglossidae. The record is from RefSeq and is a predicted model, not a curated record. The transcript has 10 exons. Gene Ontology annotation, molecular function: DNA-binding transcription factor activity, RNA polymerase II-specific; histone deacetylase binding; RNA polymerase II cis-regulatory region sequence-specific DNA binding. Bases 1165 to 2547 code for a protein of 460 amino acids.